Molecule: messenger RNA, 642 nt
Organism: Ilex paraguariensis (yerba mate)
Lineage: Eukaryota; Viridiplantae; Streptophyta; Magnoliopsida; Aquifoliales; Aquifoliaceae
Source: the annotation of a GenBank genome assembly
AUGAAAGGGUCUCGUUCUGCUGUAUGGGCUUUCCCCAAGGUAGGAAACACCACAGAUAGCCCAAGUUCAGCUGAGGAGCUUGAAGUUUUAGUAGAAGCUGGGCACCCCAUUGUCCCUAAAACUGAUGGAUUGUUCGAUAAUGUCCAUGCUGCCAAAAUCGAGCAUAUAGAAGACCUAUGUUUGAGAGAAGGUGACAUGCCAGAGCUAUUAGCUUGGACCAUGGCAAAAGUUGCUCGGCUAAAAUCUCUGGACAAAUGUACUAGUAGUUCCUUUGCAAUGGCAGCUCAUGAUGCAGGAGUUGAACACAGAGGAGGCAAAUAUGAUGACAUUGCUAUGGUCGUUGCGUACAUUCUUUCUGCAGAUUGUUCUUUGCAUUCAAAAGACAGUUUGGGAGAAAUUGACAACAAUGAAGUUGGAGAUGAUGCAUCAUCUGAUCCCAAAGAGGCAAGUGUCACAGCUUAUAAAAUGAGUAACUGGAGGAACGAAAAAAAAGCAACAAGCAAACGCAUGAACACUGGAAUAAGCUGGCGAAAUGGAUACUUCUUAGGAGAAUCAUCAAGGAAAUGGAAAAAGUGUGGAAAUUCAACCCAAAAAGUCCAUGGAAAGCUUCAACUCAAGCAAAAUCUGUUCAAUACUGGAUGA